AUGGCCUUCCAGAACCCGCCACCCACAGGAAUGAAUGACGAGGACGAUGAAUCGGACGAUCCAAUCGACAUGUUAUCCUCCAAAUCAAGGACUAGAUCAUACGUGAAGGCAGGUUCACCUAGAGCCCCAUCUCAAUCCUUAUUGAACCCAACCACGGAUUUCCCCAUAGACAAAAACCAUGCUGUAACUUCAUCCAGUCAAGGAUUGGAUCUGCUAUCCAGUCAUUUUGGACAACUGCACCUGUCACAAAUCAAUUCCAGGACGAAACCCCACCAGAGGCAAUGGCCGACAUCUUUAACACCAGCCCAACAACUCAUUGUGGACAAAGCAUUGAGACCAAAUAAUGAAACAAUCUAUGAUCUGCCGGGUGCUAGUUGCGGAAUUAAAGAGCUUCAGAUUUUAUCAUUGCCAGCUCAAUGGAUCAAUGACGAGAUUAUUAAUUAUUAUGGCUCCUUGAUUAAUCUACAGUCUCAAAAUCAAAGAUCCUUGAAAGCAUUAGAUGUGCAUUGUUUUUCUAGCUUUUUCAUGAGCCAAUUUGAUCUUGGUGGCCAUCAGAAUGUUCAAAGGUGGACUCGCAAGAUUAAUCUAUUUCAAAAAGACUUGAUAUUAUUUCCCAUCAAUCUUUCAAAUUUACAUUGGGUUCUUGGUGUGAUCAAUAUUCAACAGAAAAGGUUUGAAUAUUAUGAUAGCCUAGGCGGAUCCAAUUCUAAAGUUCUUUUGAAGCUACGGAGGUAUUACAAAGAUGAGUAUCAAACAAAAAAUAGUGACAAUGCAGACCUGGCUCAGUGGACGGAUUACCAGCCUGAAGUUCCAUUACAAUCAAACAGCUCUGAUUGUGGUGUAUUUGUUUGUCAAUUCAUGCAUAGCCUGAGUCAAAACUCAAUCCAUCAAGAUGCACAGGAGCCAAUGUUUGAUUUUACUGCCAAAAACAUGCCUUAUCUUAGGCAGAAAAUGAUUCUUGAGAUCAUCAGCAAAGCAUUUCUUCCAGACAAUUCCCCAGAGAGCUCCAAUCAAGCUGGGACUUUGAACCUGUAG
Messenger RNA from Puccinia triticina, 1035 nucleotides. RefSeq lists its product as uncharacterized. NCBI's taxonomy places the organism in Eukaryota, Fungi, Basidiomycota, Pucciniomycetes, Pucciniales, Pucciniaceae. The transcript has 9 exons. The record is from RefSeq and is a predicted model, not a curated record. Gene Ontology annotation, cellular component: nucleus. Gene Ontology annotation, molecular function: deSUMOylase activity. Gene Ontology annotation, biological process: protein desumoylation. The coding region runs from base 1 to 1035 and encodes 344 amino acids.